Molecule: messenger RNA, 1331 nt
Organism: Galdieria sulphuraria
Lineage: Eukaryota; Rhodophyta; Bangiophyceae; Galdieriales; Galdieriaceae
Product: mitochondrial carrier (BOU / S-adenosylmethionine carrier)
Exons: 2
Coding region: 2-1255 (417 amino acids)
Biological process (GO): transmembrane transport
Cellular component (GO): mitochondrial inner membrane
Molecular function (GO): S-adenosyl-L-methionine transmembrane transporter activity
Source: RefSeq, a predicted model, not a curated record
GAUGACAGAACAACCAUUUUCCUCAUAUAUACCACCGUUUCUUUCUAAUAUAAGUUGUCGACAUAGAACGCACCUUGCUCCAAUACGACUGCAAAUCCACGGUUGGAAGUAUGAUAGUUGGGCGGAAGGAGAGUGGAAGGUAGUCUAUACAAACAAUGAAGGGGGAUGGAGUUCAAGAAAGCUCAGAAACCGUUUGAAAUAUGGAUUGUCUCAAUUGGAGUUAGGUCAUUCGCGCUUUGUUGCCUUCCGGGUUUUGUUAUCAAAUAUUCUGGAAUUUUUGUUGUUUCCUGCUCGAGCAUUCCAAAGAAUAGGUUACGGAGCUUUUAGAGGACUGUGCAACUCCAACAGAGUCUUGAGAGAAGCUAUAGCAGGAGCUGCUGCAGAAGCUACCGCAGAAAUAGUGCUAUACCCUUUAGACACUUUGAAGGUGCGAAUCCAGUCAUAUUCGAGACAGCCCUUGGAGUUUGCACAGUGGCAUGUGUUCUCUUCUGCAACUGGCCGACAUCUUGGGUCUCGUGGAUUUUCACGUUUGAUCAGCAGGAACUAUAUCGGGGACUUGUACAAGGGAAUUGGGCAAUCUGUUAUAGCUGUUUUACCCACUGCAGCAAUUUUUGCCAUCGUAUAUCAUAAUUUAAAAAGAAGUCUUCUUGGAAUAUUUCCAACUCGCUGUCAUCAGACACUGCGCCCCAUAACAAGUCUGGUAGCUGGAGCAAUAGGAACCACGCUUGCAUCUCUUAUGGAAGCUCCAACUGAACUUGUGAAGAGCAGGCUCCAAACAGGUAUGUAUCGUUCCGUUGGAGAAGCUUUUCGAACUAUUUUGGUAUCAGAAAAUGGAGUUCGUGGACUGUAUCAGGGUGCCCGCAGUAACUUGCUUCGGAAUUUACCUUUUGAUGCUUUGGAAUUUGCAUCAUUUGAAACACUGAAAGACUUAUACUUAAGAAUGAAGAAAAAGAAACGUUUAGAGAAUGAAGAAAUGUGGAUGUUAGGUGCUUUUGCCGGAGGUCUAGUUGGAGCAUUGACAACUCCUUUCGAUGUCGUAUACACGAGACUAGUGACGCAACCUUCUACAUACUUUAGUGUGAGUCAAACUCUGAAACUGAUAUACCAACAAGAAGGUGUGAAAGGCUUAUUUCGGGGAAUAUUACCCAAAGUUGCUUGGGAAGCUGCCAAUUCGGGAGUAUUCUUUUUGGUUUUUGAUGGUUUGAUGCAAAGUUUUGACACUGUUAAGAGUCAACCUGUAGAGAAUCCCGGAUAGUUUAUGUAGAAAUGGUUGUUGGAAGAGGCAGAUAGAAACACAAUAAUAUUCUAAGCGGAAGAUAUAUUUCCUGAAA